Molecule: messenger RNA, 507 nt
Organism: Exophiala xenobiotica
Lineage: Eukaryota; Fungi; Ascomycota; Eurotiomycetes; Chaetothyriales; Herpotrichiellaceae
Exons: 4
Coding region: 1-507 (168 amino acids)
Source: RefSeq, a predicted model, not a curated record
AUGUCUGCCGACACCUCAGAUCUCACAAAGGUCGAUUCCGCCAUUGGUGGUAUGGCCACUUCUCCUCCCAAAGAGACAAAGCGAAGAACAACCUCUUCUGCACCAGGAGUCAUGAACAUCAACGAUCUAGAGAAAGAAGGUACAAAGAUUGCUGUCGCCGUGGAGACGCAAAAAACCGGCUGGAAACUCAACACCUCACCAAGUACCGUCGAAGAUCCUUCCAUCCUCAAAAAGAUGCUCACCGAGCCCCCUCUCAAGAAGAUCGACCUCCAUUUCCCCCUAGGUCUUGAAGUCACCGCUCGAAACCUCAAGGGUGUCACGAUAAAGGAUGCCCUCGAUGCCAUUCACAAGCAAUUCAAGAAGAAGGCGGAUGACGAGUUGGAGGAACCAUACCUCAAAGGCUUCGAAUGGGAUCCUGAGGAAUCAUGGACAAGAUUGAAGGUUCACACCCAGAAAGAGGGCCUGCCGGUAGGCAAGAAGUCCAAGAAGAAGGGGGGUGAGGAAUAG